AUGGCACUCAUCACGGCCAUCAUCACAGAAAUCACACGAGAGGGAAUGGAACUGACAGUAGCAGUAGCCAAGACGAUGGAGAUGAUGGUUUCGAGGGCGGAUUCAACGGUGGAUCUGGACAGGGAGGUUUCGGUGGAAACGGAAAUGGACAAGGACAGGGUGGAUUUGGAGGACAAGGACAAGGUGGAUUCGGUGGACAAGGGCAAUUCAGCGGGCAAAACGGACAAAACGGCCAAAACGGAUUUGGAGGACAAGGGCAAGGCGGAUUCGGUGGACAAAGCGGACAAAAUGGACAAAAUGGCGGAUUCGGAGGACAAGAAUAUGACACUUUGUCAAACUGGAACCUGUUCCUCAACGAGAAGAUCAUUGAGCGUG
Mesorhabditis belari is the source of this 375-nucleotide messenger RNA. NCBI's taxonomy places the organism in Eukaryota, Metazoa, Nematoda, Chromadorea, Rhabditida, Rhabditidae. The record is from the annotation of a GenBank genome assembly.